AUGCAAGAUGCCACCCUGGCCGCGAUCGAAUGGAAUUUCCAUAUCGAGCUCAUGGAAGCCUGCAGUACAUGCAACAUGAACGCAUUAUCUGCGAAUGGCCCAUGUCUGAGCAAUGGAUCGGAAGGAAAGUUGAUUGGGACUCUACCGAAUGACGAAUACUACAAGCUGGCUUUGAUCGUUGGGGAUCGAGAAUCCCUUGCGGAUACGUUCACGUUUCUCAUACUGACCAUGCCGGCCUUCUAA
Molecule: messenger RNA, 243 nt
Organism: Aspergillus welwitschiae
Lineage: Eukaryota; Fungi; Ascomycota; Eurotiomycetes; Eurotiales; Aspergillaceae
Exons: 2
Coding region: 1-243 (80 amino acids)
Source: RefSeq, a predicted model, not a curated record